This is a messenger RNA of Eurypyga helias (sunbittern), 897 nucleotides long. RefSeq names its product muscular LMNA-interacting protein (gene MLIP). The record is from RefSeq and is a predicted model, not a curated record. The transcript is spliced from 8 exons. Gene Ontology annotation, molecular function: lamin binding; transcription corepressor activity. Gene Ontology annotation, cellular component: sarcolemma; PML body; nuclear envelope. The annotation marks the transcript as partial. Gene Ontology annotation, biological process: negative regulation of transcription by RNA polymerase II. NCBI's taxonomy places the organism in Eukaryota, Metazoa, Chordata, Aves, Eurypygiformes, Eurypygidae.
GUCACUUCUCAAGAAUCUGGAACCAAACCAUUGACCUUCACAUUUGUGCCAUCCAUUGGAAGACUUCCAACUCAUUUUGAGGUUGCAGACAUCUCUAAGUUCCUUGUGGUAAUUCCAGAUGAACCAAAGGAUCUGACCAAUCAAGAAUUUAUAAAUAAGUCUAAUGCAGUCUCUGACAAUCUGGCCUUAAAGAGCGAAGCCAGGCAAGGCUGUGUGUCUGACAUCUGUACAGACAGCACCCAAACGGCUUUCCAGUCCCCAGGGGGUAACUCAAGAAAAGGAGCAAUGCAGGAGAAUGACCUUUUUAAGGCUGAGUUUAUCCUGAUUACGGACUCCGGUGAUGAAGAUGAAGUAGCUGCUGCCUCGAACAUUCAUCGACCUUCCAAUGGCUACGGUCCCAUCAGUGCUCAGCUGCUGGCUACAUCCCACCUUUCUCCUGGCACUGGAGCAGGGAAACCUCCUGGUGAUGAACACGUUCCAGGUGCUGCACUUUCCCACAGCACUGCUGAUCCACAAAACCAUCAGCAGUACAAGAUCAAGACAAGCUACAAGGCAUUUGCAGCAAUCCCUACAAACACAUUACUUAUGGAACAGAAGGCAUUAGAAGAGCCAGCCAAGACUGCUAGUGUGACUGAAGGCACUGCUUUGGACACCCAUUCAGAGAUGUGCUCCCCUGCCCAGCUCAGACAACAAACAGAAGAGCUGUGUGCCGUCAUUGACCAAGUACUGCAGGACCCGUUGACUAUGCGCCGCUGUGAGUCUUCUCCAAGUUUCCUGCAGAUGAGCACGGAGUCAGAGGUUGGCAAGGUGUCAACAACACUGCAGAGAGCAGCUGGGCGUGAAACCAGAUAUGCUAACCUUUACAAAUCAGCACCUAUGGUAGCAGAGAGUCAGCUG